Colletotrichum karsti is the source of this 411-nucleotide messenger RNA. RefSeq lists its product as uncharacterized. Gene Ontology annotation, molecular function: metallopeptidase activity. Lineage: Eukaryota; Fungi; Ascomycota; Sordariomycetes; Glomerellales; Glomerellaceae. The transcript is spliced from 3 exons. Bases 1 to 411 code for a protein of 136 amino acids. The record is from RefSeq and is a predicted model, not a curated record.
AUGAACCCUAGAUAUAUCAAACGGCUCCAAGAGAAGGGGUGGAAGCGUUUCAGCGAAGAGAGGGUUCUGAAGGCUAUGAGACCUGAACUUGCAAAGAAGGUUGAUGACGCUCUUGAGAACAUUUCCAACACGUUUACACGCGUUUUUGGAAUGAGUUAUGAGUUUCAUUCCAACGUGGACAUCCUCCAGACACCAGAGGUCAUCAUGUUGCAUGAGCUCAUGCAUACUCAUCCUGGGGGAAACGCAGUAGACCAACCCAAGGACAAAUGUUACCUGUGGCAGAAUAUUUUGCGAAUCCGGAACGAGAAGAAUGCAGACAGUCUUGCAUACUUAGGUCUCGUAAUUCAGUUGAUCACCAAGUUCAACGUUGACGUCACCAAGGAAGGGGAGGUGAAAGGUAUCGAUGGGUGA